Molecule: messenger RNA, 8123 nt
Organism: Gasterosteus aculeatus aculeatus (three-spined stickleback)
Lineage: Eukaryota; Metazoa; Chordata; Actinopteri; Perciformes; Gasterosteidae
Source: RefSeq, a predicted model, not a curated record
ACCGCGUUACUCUCUCCACUGUGCGAGCACCGAGGAGUUGAAAUUUCAUAAGUGAAACCAUGACUUUUGGUUUUUGAAGUGAAAACCGAGAGGAUGUACUGGACAUGUGUCUACCUGCUGGUCCUAAUGACAUUCAGCUCCCUGUCUUGCGUCCAGGUUCGAACAAAGGUUCCCCUUCCCUGCCUAGACUACCAAAGGGCCUUUGGACGCUCCUGCUAUGAGUUUGUGGAUCUCCAGCUCAGUCUCUUCAGCGCACAGGCUUGGUGCGAGCAGCGCGGUGGACACCUCGCAUUUAUCCCAGAUGAAGAAACUCAACAUUUCCUCCAGAGGCUCUUGGACCCCAAGAAGGAGGUGUGGCUCGGACUGGCACCUUCUGCAUCUCCAAACCUAACAAAUCCUGCAACCCAUGAAGGGGCCCUCUCUUGGCUGGACGGUUCACAUAUCACAUAUUCAAACUGGGUGAGCAGCCCGCAGCCAGGAGCAGCUUGUGGACACACGCUGAGAGACUCAGACUUCCAAUGGGAAGCCACAAGAGACUGUAAAAAAAACCUUCACUUUAUCUGCCAGUUUGAUUCUGGGAGAUCCAUUGUGUGCGCAGGUGAAAACACCACUGUGCAGUGCGGUUCUGGUCAAGUCUUGAUGAUAGAUGGCGGCUUCUACGGACGUAAGAACAUGUAUUACUGUCGAUCUACUCAAACAACAUCCACAGGACACCAGUGCGGCUGGAAGGAUGUCGUAGAAUUAUUAAAAGCUCACUGCCACGGCCGUCAGGCAUGCAAUAUUUCAGAACUCGUGGGCUCCUUUGGUGAAUCGUGUCCUCAGGUUGGGAGCUAUCUGUCUGUAGAACAUCACUGCAAAGAUGGGCUCACGCUGUCAGUCAGCGCUGCAGCGGCAGUUUUUGAAGAAGUCACCAUCAGCUGGAAGUGGCUCUUGGAUUUGCCACAGGGAAACCCCAGCUGCAAGCUGAGCACCGGAGACGGCCGUGUUAUUGAUCAUCACAGUCAAGAGGGGCUGGAGAGGAGCGAGGCGCACAAAUAUACUCAUCCAAGCACAUUUGUUGUGGCGGUUGAAUGCACCAGCAAUGACGUACACAUCAGAGCUCAGAAGACAAUAGCCAUUCAAGAACCCAUCAAAGGGUUUGGCGUCAUCAGGUGCUAUACUGGGAAACUGUCUUUUAAUGCAAAAAACUGUAAAGCCCUUCACAGAGAGCCUGUUCAAAUUCAAAUGGAGGUAAAAGCAGGUACACAUGUGACUUAUAGAAUCCAGAGUGACGAAAGUGUGUUGCAUGGUUUAUCCGUAUUUAAAGGAAACGUUCCCCAGAACCUCACAGUGACUUCAGAAAUGAUGAAGCAGUUUGGCCCCGGCUGCCACCGGCUCACCGUGUACGCGUCUAACAUGGUCACAUACCCUGAAGUGUCCACAGACCUGCAGAUGUGUGUGUUGGAGAAAGUAGGCGGGCUUCGGGCCUCUGUGCUGACGCAGGGGAAUGCUUACGGAUACUCUCCAGGUACUACUGUUGGUGUUUCCCUGGAACGAGGAGCGCCGGUGCAGCUCCUCUUCUCUCUGAAUGGAGAAUCAUACUCUGAGGUCCGAGAAAUGAAUACUAGCGAGGACAUAUUCCAUUUUGCACAUCCGUUUCGAGGACUUUUCCAUGUGAAACUCAGAGCAUGGAAUAUCUUUUCAUCGUUGGAAGUGGAUGUGUUUACUUUCUCUGGCAAAAAUUCAGCUGCUAAACCAAAUGGGCAUGGCUACAUGAGACCGAGAAAGAAACACAGAGCUGUCAGAUCUCCAAUGGAACUGAAGUUUUUACAAUUAGGAGGUGGCAACUCCAUAUAUAUUCUGCUUUUAAGUACCAAUAUAAUUUCCUCAGAAGAAUACGAGUGGAAAUGCAAGAAUCCGUGUGGAUGCAUAGGAAUAUGGAAGGAGACAACUCACAUCAUUACUCAAAAUUGCCUACCAGAUCCAUUUAAUUUUAAUAGAUAUUAUUUUGUUCAGAAAGACUCGCAAAGUAAGGAAAAUACGUCUAUAUGCGUCACUGUCACCCCCGAGUUGUGGCCAUCUUGGCUAAGUCUCACCUGCACUAAUGGUUGUAAUCCAAUAACGAAGAACACUGAUGCAAAAAUUGAAAUGAAAUGUGAUGGACGAAUAUUGUGUCCAUCAAUUGUAUGGUACUUAGAGGACCAACAAGAUGAGAAGGACUGGGAAAAUGAAACUAAAGAAUGCUACAAAAAGGCAGAGACAAGGCCACUCCUAAGGGAACAGGUUGGUGGAGACAAAUUCACCGUGCCUUAUGAAACACUUAAAGCUGCCGAAUCGGAAAAACGUGACGUCAUUGUGAUGAUAAUGUCUGAUGGCGAACUUCUUUACAAGAAAUACAUCAUAAAAACAUCAUCUAGAAAUGGAGGAAACAGUGACUCUAGUGACCCUAGAGUCACGUCUCCAACCGCUACAACUGCUGGUCCUGGAUCUACAACAACUGGCACCAGGGCCACCACUACCAAGUCUACAACCGCUACCACUGCUGGUCCUGCAUCUACAACAACUGACACCAGGGCCACCACUACCAAGCCUACAACCGCUACCACUGCUGGUCCUACAUCUACAACAACUGGCACUAGUGCCACCAGUACCAAGUCCAUAAACGCUACCACUGCUGGUCCUGCAACUACAGCAACUGGCACCAGUGCCACCACUACCAAGUCUACAACCGCUACCACUGCUGGUCCUGCAUCUACAACAACUGGCACCAGUGCCACCACUGCCAAGUCUACAACCGCUACCACUGCUGGAUCCUACUCAACAUCCCCUGGCAGUAGUGACACCCCUCCCAACCCUAAUCCUACUAACUCCAAUUGUUUAUCUCCAACCAACAACAACUUUGAGGGCCUUAACUGUAGCAUAUCCCCACAGAGUGGAACAAUCCUUGAUGUUUUCACUAUAAUGUGCAAUACUCCUUGCUCCAACUGCCGGUACUGUUUCAAGACUGAUAUGGCAGGUCACCUUCUGCGUUGCAGCAAUAACAAUGAAAUUAAGUCUGUCUUCCUCCCUCUGGGAGACAGCAGCUUUGACUACAUCCUCACUGUCACAGCAACUGCAAAAAAUGGGAACUAUGUGUGGAGCACGACUAUAACUGCAAAGGUGAUGGAUCCGUGCUCUCCCGUAGACGAUAUCAAGGCUUCUCUGGAGAAUGCUGUGGCUCAGCUAAAAAAACAAGGUCUACUGUCAGCAGAAACUGUGGGACAACUCAUCAAUUCUGUCUCCAAUAAACUGAACAGUCAAUCAGAUCAAGCAAACUCAGCGGACCGACAAAAGCUUCGUGAGAAAAUGUUGGACAUACUGAUGAAUACAGUAAAAGAAGCUCCGACUCUAACCCCUGAAGAAGUCCAGGUGAUAGCUAGAGCGCUUGCUGCUGUGAUCCAGAUGGGCACUGAGCUCAGCCGCUGUGCUCAGGAGAAGGCUUCACUACUGUUUGAAAACCUAAGUUCAGAUCUACUAUGCAUGAAAGUCAUUGAAAGUGAAGACACCGUGAUUGAAAUUCACGCUGCAGUCAGUGCCAUUUUGGAGGGAGUGUGCCGUAUCCUGGACUUUUCUUGCAAUAAAAUUGCCUGUGAUGCCGCUUUGCUUACUCUGAGCAAUACACAGAGUGCACUGUUAGCAUUUAAAGAUGUCGACAAAGCUCCAACUAUCAUCCGCGAGCGUCACCUUUGUGUGUUUGUUAAUAGAGUGACAGUGGGAAACUUACAUAAAGAGAUUAUAAACACUCCCAACUGUUCCAGCAUGACAUUUUCUCUCCCAGCACUCUCCAAAAUAGGACCUUCAUAUGAACCAGUGGAUGUACGAAUGCUGACUUUAGAGCAAAACCCAUUUUGCUGGAAUAAAAGGGGGAGCAUCAGUGGCAAAAUAGGUGCUGUCUCCCUCACAAGAGAAGAUGGUUCUAUAAUCCCUGUGGAGAACCUGAGCGAAAACAUAAAGAUUCUCAUACCAAGGCCUGAAGGGGAGAAGGUGAAAACCUCUGUUUUGGACCUGAGGGACUACAGCACAACAGUCAUAGACAUUCCUUCAGAUGAUUCUACGCUCGUAUUAAAGAUGGUGCCUUCAUAUGAUCCUUUACCCCUCAAACUGUUCCUUGGUUAUAUGGACUACCCAACUAAAACAAAUCAUGUUGCAAUGACAGAGAUGCCUCACCAGGGAGAAACACAAGAGGAGAGAUACACUUGGCUACUAGACGCUAAGGAUUUAAAGGGAAACCGUGGAAAACACUAUCUUGUAGUGAGGCCCAUUGUAGGUCCCGGUAUAAAAUCCAUCAAUGCAAGUUUAUCCAUCACCUCCUUCACUACCGCCUGUAAAUUCUGGAAUGAAUCAACAUUGGAGUGGAGCACUUUUGGAUGCAGGGUUGGUGUUCAAACCACACCUCUAGUAAUCCAGUGCCUCUGCAACCACCUCACCUUCUUUGGGAGCUCUUUUUUCGUCACUCCCAACCUGGUAGACCCGUCACGCACCGCGGAGCUGUUUGGCACUUUUGGUGAAAACCCUGUGGUUGUCUGCUUUGUGGGGGCUCUCUUUUUGGUGUAUCUUUUGGCGAUUGUGUUGGCACGACGUAAAGACAUUAAAGACAUUGUGAAGGUGAAGGUAACUGUGCUGGCGGACAACAACCCCAUGGACGAGAACGGCUACCUGUUGAGUGUCAGCACAGGGUAUCGGAGAGGAGCCUCCACUUCUUCCCAGGUGACCAUCACUCUGCUGGGUGCAGAGGGAACCAGUGAACCACAUCACCUGACGGAUCAGAAGAAAUGUGUGUUUGAGAGAGGCGCGGUGGAUGUGUUCCUGCUAACUACACCCUUCUCCCUGGGAGACCUGCAGGGCAUCAGACUGUGGCACAACAACUCAGGAAGCCAUCCUGCCUGGUUUGUUGGCAAUGUUGCAGUUCAUGAUAUACAGACCGAUCAGACAUGGCAUUUUCAAUGCAACUCCUGGCUGGCUAUAGACAUAGGGGAUGGUACUGUCGAUAAAGUUGUUCCUGUUUCGACUGAAAUGGAUAUGAAGAGAUUCAGUAACUUGUUCUACAUGAAGACUACCAAGGAUUUCAGUGAUGGACACCUUUGGUACUCUGUGAUCAGUCGACCACCAGGCAGCAACUUCACUUGUGUUCAGAGAGUCUCCUGCUGUUUUACACUGCUGCUCUGCACCAUGCUGACCAGCAUCAUGUUUUAUGGCAUCCCAACGGACCCCUCGGAGCAGACCAUGGACCUGGGUCCCUUUGAGUUCAGCUGGCAGCAGUUCAUCGUUGGAGUUCAGAGUUCACUCAUCAUGUUUCCCGUUAAUAUCCUUAUUGUUAGCAUUUUUAGAAACACUCGCCGACGGGAGACGUCUUGUUGCAAGCGCAAAACCAAAAAGCCACGUGCCCGUGGAAAGAAUUAUUUUUUACAGACUGUGACCACCAACACAAGGGUUGAUGUUUCUUUAGAUACCAUCAUCGAGGAUAUCACAAGAAUUGCUUGUUCUCUGUCUAACAACAUGAAAAGCAAAAUACAAAACAUGGAGUCUGGACAAGGCGUUGAUAUCAAUGCUGUUCUCUCCAUGGUGGAGGACUUUAUCAAACUGAAUACCAUUGACUCCACGCAGCACCAAACUCAAAGCUCUAGCAACCUCGCUCAGCCUCAGCCACCAGAGGGCAGCCCAGGGUCAACAAUGGAGGGGAUUCAAAAGAAGAGCAGCAAAACGCAGUAUCUGUACCGGCAGCUGUGCCACAUUGACAAACGGCUGAGUCUGUUGGGUCCGUCGGGCUUCCCGACCCCACACAGCCACAGCCGAGCUCUUCAACAGAUCCAGGGCAUCAAGGAGUGUCUGGAAGAUCAACUCUCCACAGUCCGUUGUGUCAACCCAGAUGAAACCACCCAGAACAAGCGGAGCCCAGCAGAGAGCACCGAUGGUGCUGAUGGUCAGAGGAAAAGGGGGUGCUGUCACGGGGGGCUUCCCUGGUGGUUUGUGUUUGUGGGCUGGCUGCUAGUCAUCGCAUGCAGCUUUGUCUCUGGAUUUUUCACGAUGCUUUAUGGGUUGAAAUUUGGGAAGGAUCGCUCCGUAAGCUGGUUGGUGUCCAUGUGUGUCUCCUUUUUCCAGAGCGUGCUGGUCAUUCAGCCAUUGAAGGUGCUCUGUCUCGCUGUCUUCUUUGCUCUUAUAAUAAAGAAAGUUGAAGAUGAAGAUUUCCGAAAUGUAGAGUUUGAAGGAAAUCUAGGUGAUGUUAAGGACCAACAAAUGAACAAACGGGAUCCCAGUCUCUAUGAGCCUCCUCCUGCUGCAGACAUUGAGAAGAUGAAAAGGAACACGGUCAUGCAACAGAAAGCUUUCGCCCUCCUCAAAGAAAUAUUGACCUAUGUGGGCUUCAUGUGGAUGUUGCUGCUGCUAGCACACGGCCAGAAAGAUCCCAAUGUCUUUUUCCUGCAUCGUCACAUCCGAGAUAGUUUCAGUAGCCAAACCUCAGACAGCAUGAGUCUUACUGAUGUGUUCACUUGGGCCAACACGUUGCUACUAAGUAACCUUUUUGGAGUUUAUCCAGGAUUCAUCACUGAUGGAAACUCCAAGCUAGUAGGUAAUGCCCGUCUUCGUCAACUGAGGGUGCAGAGCAACUCCUGUCAGAUCGCAGCACCUAUGCUCCACUUUGCACCAGACUGUAACGCUCCAUAUUCAUGGGAGGCCGAGGAUAUGGGCUCCUAUGGCACUGGCUGGAACCGCUCUGAGAGGGUUGAUACCUCUACAGGCACAUCUGGCCCGUGGACAUACCAAACACAGUCUGAGCUCAGGUCUUAUCCCAUCUGGGGCCAAAUGGUGCUCUACAGGGGAGGUGGCUAUGUAGCGGAGCUCGGCCCGGAUUCACAAAAUGCCACCAGCACCCUUGACUACCUGUUCAAGAAUAGAUGGCUGGAUGUCUACACAAGGGCGAUCUUUGUUGAGUUCACCGUGUACAAUGCGAAUGUGAACCUCUUCUGCAUCGUCACUCUCUUGCUGGAGACAAGUGCUGUAGGAGCUUUUCAGUUCCACAGCGAGCUGCACAGUGUUCGGCUUUACCAAUCAACUGAUAAUCUUCACAUCUUCGUUGUGGCUGCUGAGAUCAUAUACCUGCUUUUCAUCCUCUAUUACAUGUUCCUGCAGGGAAAAUUGAUGAAGCAGCAGCGAUGGACUUACUUCAGGUGCAAGUGGAACCUCCUCGAGCUGACGAUCAUCUUACUGAGCUGGAGUGCCGUGGCUGUCUUCGUCAAGAGGACUCUGCUCGGAAACCGCGACAUGACCUACUACGAAAACCACAAGCACCAAUUUGCAAGUUUUUACGAGACAGCCACAGCAGACUCAGCGCUCCAGUAUCUGGUCGCCUUCCUGGUCCUACUGGCAACCUUCAAACUGUGGCACCUGCUCCGACUGAACCCCAAGAUGAACGUGAUCACCGCCGCCCUGCAGCGGGCCUGGAACGACAUAUGCAGCUUUCUUGUGGUCAUCCUGAUCAUGUUUGUGGCGUAUUCCGUUUCGUCCAACUUGAUUUACGGCUGGAAGAUAUCCUCGUAUAAAACGUUUACGGAUGCACUCCUGACCAUCAUCGGUUUGCAGAUAGGCAUCUUCAACUAUGACGAGGUCCUGGGCGACUCCCCUUUGCUCGGCGGAUUCCUGUUUGGUUCCUGCAUUGUUUUAAUGACGUUCGUGGUGCUCAAUCUCUUACUCUCGGUGAUCCUGGUGGCCUUCAAGCAGGAGCAACUACACCACAAGCCCUCAGACGAGGAGGAGAUAGUCGACCUGAUGCUGAAGAAUAUCUGUAGUCUCUUCGGGAUCAGAUAUGAAGAAACGAAUGACGUCCACACGCCUGAUGCGAAGGAGGACGGUGGCGUAAACAUGAACAACAGCAGAAAUAUUCUUAACCAUACAAAAGUUGAUUUUUAGUUGAGUUCUAUUUGUGUGCACUAAUAUUCAUAUGUGUGUUUUUUAGAAAAGCUGUCCUUUUUUAGAAAAGCUGUCCAUAUAUAUAUAUAUAUAAAUUCACAAUACAACAGUUAGAAAACAACAAUUAAACGAUUUAAAACUCUAGUUUGACGUGUUAUUUACUAUAAUGUAUGUUACAAUAUAAUAAAAAAUGAGCACUU